AUUGUCUCUGUAUAUCAAAACAAAACUUCCUCAGCGGAAAACUCAGUCAAAAUUUUUACUUGCUCCAAGCGAAAACUUCUAAGUGCUUCUGUUAAUCCCACGUUAACUCAAUUAGAAAUUAGUGGGGGGAGAAGUGCAGUGAAGGCGUUUGUAGCUGGAUUCACGACAAAAGCAUGGAAACGGUAACACUGAAUCGCUUACUCGGCGACGAUCGAUCCCAGCUGGGGGCGGGUCUGGCGCAGUUCAACAAACAGCACCAGCAGGUUUUCAACUUUUCUCACCUGACGACCAGCGGUCAGUGGGUGCCGCUGUGGAAUCGAUUUUUUGAGCUGCUGGCGGACCCGCUGAUGGGCGCACACCAGGUCGAGUGUCUGGUGGCGAUCAAACUGCUGAGCCGCGACAAGACGUAUCUGAAUGAGACCGUGCGAGAGGAGCAGUUGGAUUGCCUGCUGGGAUUGGCUGGUGUUGGGAAGGAAGCAAGUGUUACGCCGCGGGAGGAAGUGCAGGUCGAGGCACUCAAAUGUCUAAGCAAUUUGAUAUUCCAGAGCAGCAAGUGCCAGGAGCUAUGUUUGUUUAAUGAUUCCACCGAGGGCAUCAUGAGGAGGAUUAAGACCUAUAAGGAUGGCAAUGUAUGCUACGAUAUUCGAUACUUUGAUAUGAAAUUGCUCUUCCUGCUAACCGCCAUCAAUCGUGAUAUUAGAGCUAAGGUCAGGGAGGAGCUUCACGGAUUGACUUAUUUGGUUGAAACUUUGGAUCUUUUCAUGGGACAAGCAGCCGAGGCGAAGGAAUUUAAUGACAAAGAUGUCGAGUUGAUAAACGAGGUGUUGAAGGUUUUGUUUAACCUAUCCGUCCGGGAUGGCAUCCCAGAGGAAGAAGAAGCGAAUCAAUUCCACCGGCUGGUCGUCGUCGUCCACGAUCUGUUUUUCUAUCGCACCCUGAACCGAGACAAAAUCAUUUCGCUCCAGUCAAAUAUCGUCAACCUUUUGACAAGCGUUCCAGUCAGCUGCUACAAUGGACUAUGCACCCCGCUUAGCUCGAAUGAUCUGACCUCGAAAACCGUUGUCCCUUUCGAGGGUAAAAACGUGUUCGUGCUGCAUGUGUUGGUAGAGUUCUUGCGACGAGUUUUCCAGAAGUCGGAAAAGAAAUCCGAUCAAUACGAGCUUCUGUCUCCGAUCCUGACCGUCUUGAUCAAAACUAUUCGGGCAUCGGCCCUGAAUCGUCGAUGCAUUCGGUCGAAAGUGCUUCCACCUCUCAAGAACGUACAGGACCGACCGGAGGUUGGCACGGAGCUGCGCAAUUACCUUUGCUCGAUGUUGACGAGUCCAAUCACUCAAAUCGCCGAUCUGUCCGCAGAGUUGCUGUUCGUUCUGUGCAAGGAGAAUGUCGGUCGGAUGAUCAAGUAUACGGGCUACGGUAACGCGGCCGGCCUGUUCGCCAAUCGAGGUUUGCUGGGAGGCCGUCAAGGCAACACGGAUCAGUAUUCGUCCGAUUCGGAGGAUAGCGAUACGGAAGAGUACAAACAGGUUCAGCAUUCGAUCAAUCCGGUUCUGGGAUGUUACGAACCACCGAAACCUAAUCCCCUGGAGGGCAUGUCCGAGGAGCAGAAGGAGUACGAAGCGAUGCAAUUGGUGGCGCUGAUGGACAAACUCCAACGGCAGGGCAUAGUUCAGCCGUGCAAGAUUGGUGAAGACGGAAGACCGCAACCGGUGGAUCACAUCAUGGAACUGCAGGACGAAAUCCCCGAACAGCAGCGGGAUCACAAGCGUAAGACCUAGACUGCGGUCUUCGAGGUAAGUGUCAUUCCUGGUUUCAAAGUGUUCUUUGUGGUUGAUUGUGUUCCUAAAAAUAGAAGUACCGUGAAUCUAAAGGAAUAUGACCCCUUUUUUGUUACAAACCUAUUCCGUUGAUAUGAACGAAGUGCCGUUCAAAUUACCGGGGAUCCAAGGGUUUUUCAUUUAUAGAAUAUUACUUGAAAUUUAAAAUAUUCUCUGAAUACUUAACUAAUCGCGAAAAGGAAAUGUUCAAAUAUUAAAUUAUAACUAAAAGAGAGGUUGCAAAUUAUCUCAAAUCGAUAGUGAAGCUUUCAUUUUGGCUCAAACCGUGAUAAUAAAAGUCCGUGUCCGCGUGUGAUAAGUGUAGUCAUUAGAAUUUCGUUUUAUGUAUCGUCUAUUUAAUCGGUUCCUUUAGAAGAAUAGAUGCUUUUAGAUGUUCAA
Messenger RNA from Armigeres subalbatus, 2213 nucleotides. RefSeq names its product synembryn (gene ric8a). Gene Ontology annotation, cellular component: cytoplasm. The record is from RefSeq and is a predicted model, not a curated record. The transcript is spliced from 3 exons. Gene Ontology annotation, biological process: G protein-coupled receptor signaling pathway. NCBI's taxonomy places the organism in Eukaryota, Metazoa, Arthropoda, Insecta, Diptera, Culicidae. Gene Ontology annotation, molecular function: G-protein alpha-subunit binding; guanyl-nucleotide exchange factor activity. The coding region runs from base 174 to 1775 and encodes 533 amino acids.